GUGGUUAUUGAAAAAAAGAUGGCGGAUGAUGAGUUAGAAGCGAUAAGAGCUAAAAGAAUGGCUGAAUUACAGCAGCAAAUGGGCGGUGGUCAAGCUGCGCAACGUCAUGAACAACAGGAAGAAAUGAAAAAACGACAGGAUGAGAUGAAAAAUCAAAUGCUCUCCCAGAUCCUGGACCAACAAGCCAGGGCAAGAUUGAACAGCAUUGCUUUGGUAAAGCCAGAGAAAGCAAAAAUGGUUGAAGGAAUGUUGAUACAGAUGGCAUCUACUGGUCAACUUGGAGGGAAGAUUGGUGAUACACAACUUGUUAGUUUACUGGAACGCUUCCAGGAAAGCAAUCCCAAAAAAUCAACAGUCAAGUUUAACAGAAGAAGACUGGAUGACUCAGACGAUGAGGACUAAACAAAAAAUGUUGUACAGUGUAGAGUGUUGGACCAUGGUGGAAUGUCACUACAGGAUGAUCAGAUAAGCAAAAACAAACUUAUUUUAACAAGCGUAGCAUUAUGAUUGAUUAAAAAGUCUUAGCUCUGGGGACAAGAAUGGGUGGGAAAGACCGUGUGAAUUGACCAUCCAGUGCUUGCUCGACUCCUGGUCGUGCCAGCCAGCAAUGUUUAACAUGGUUAAGCAUUGUGGACCUGCAAUGAUCCAAUGAUUCAAAAAAAUAUUGCUCUCUGCACAUUUAGAGUAAAUAUCAAAAAUACAAACUGGUUACUUACCGUAAUAACGUAAAACAUAUAUUAUUCGUUGCUGUGGAAAAGGCAGACUUAAAUAAAAGUUUUAAAGACUAUUAAACGCACAUUGAUCGACCUUUACAGUACAAUUCUACACA
Dendronephthya gigantea is the source of this 829-nucleotide messenger RNA. RefSeq names its product programmed cell death protein 5-like. Gene Ontology annotation, cellular component: nucleus; cytosol. The record is from RefSeq and is a predicted model, not a curated record. Gene Ontology annotation, molecular function: DNA binding. The transcript has 6 exons. Bases 19 to 402 code for a protein of 127 amino acids. NCBI's taxonomy places the organism in Eukaryota, Metazoa, Cnidaria, Anthozoa, Malacalcyonacea, Nephtheidae.